GCCGUACUGAUCGCCUCGAUGACAAGGCCGUCAGUUACUGUUCGUGCACGAAUGCGACCAAAUACCCGGGUAUCUUGGCGGGUUUUCGCUCGGAGCUGCGCUCACGAGACCAGCUCGGGAACGAGAAAACGGAGGUGACGUUUCUGCGAAGAGGAGGAACAGUGAACGUUCGACAUUGAGAGCAACGUCCUACGAGAAACGACGAGGAAGGACUCAGCGUACGUGACAGCAGACCAGUGGAAACCUGUCGAGCACCUGGGGCUGUACAUUAGCCCAGCAUUGGCCGUGCUGAUAGGCAGACGAUUGUCAGCUGAAUGAGGCUCAUGGAACCUUUGGGUGUUGCCCUAGACGUGGUGGAGACGGGCGCAUUGAAAAAAUGGUCCGACUUCCCCGUCCAUCAUCGAUUCACAGACUACUCCAAUUCAAUCGGAGAACCCACACAUCAUACUAUAAGUCCCUUUCCAUGCCAACCAGCGAUUAACAGUAAAAUUGCGCUAUGGACGGAAGAUGUUUCUGUUCUACAAGUGGAUGCAGUGGUAAAUUCUACCAACGAAACAAUGGAUGAUAAUAGUCCUAUGUGCCAAAGAAUAUUUGCUCGGGCUGGUUCAGCACUUAAGAUGGAAAUAUUUAAUGAAGUAAAAGAAUGUAAAACUGGUGAAGUCAGAGUAACACAAGGUCAUGGAUUGCCUGCACGUUUUAUUAUUCAUACUGUUGGGCCAGUUUAUAAUGUGAAAUACCAAACAGCAGCCCAAAAUACAUUACAUUGCUGCUAUAGAAAUGUUUUGCAGAAAGCAAGAGAGCUUGGAUUACGUACGAUUGCGUUACCCGUAAUUAAUUCAGUACAAAGAAAUUAUCCUCCCGAUGCAGGAGCGCAUAUUGCGCUUAGAACAGUAAGAAGAUUUUUAGAGCAAUACGGUGAUUCUGUAACAUGCAUUGUAUUUGUUCUGGAACCAUGCGAUCUUGGAAUAUAUGAAGUUCUUCUUCCACUUUAUUUCCCAAGAAACUUAGCCGAACAAGACAAUGCUUGUUGGCAACUACCGAACGACAUAGGUGGUAUGGAUGGGGAACCUUUACUUCCUGACCGACAGAUCAGGAUCAUUGACAAUCCACAACAUGCUUUACACGGUGAUGAAAGUGUAGAAUUGUCCGCGCAAUUAGAGACAUCCGUAAAUAUUGGCGAACAUGCGUUUGCGCAAAUGCAGGGUGACUUGGAUCGGCAGAGACUCCUUGGGGAGAGACCACCUGCUGAUCCACUCGCGGAUAUAAUGUUAAAACAAAUGCAGCAGAAAGAAAGAUAUGAGAGGCUGCUCAGAAGAGCAAAGACAGAGGAUCUCUCUGAAGUUUCAGGAAUAGGUUGCCUGUAUCAGAGCGGAGUUGAUCGCCAGGGUCGACCUGUGGUCGUAUUCGUCGGCAAAUGGUUCCCUGCGACUAAAAUCAAUCUCGACAAGGCGUUGCUGUAUCUGAUACAGUUGUUGGAUCCAAUUGUAAAAGGCGACUACGUUAUCGCUUAUUUCCACACGCUAACGACCAGCGGUAACUACCCUAGCUUGCACUGGUUACGAGAAGUAUACAACGUGCUUCCCUACAAGUACAAGAAGAAUCUUAAACACUUCUACAUUAUUCAUCCGACUUUCUGGACCAAGAUGAUGACAUGGUGGUUCACGACGUUCAUGGCACCAGCCAUCAAACAGAAAGUCCACAGUUUACCCGGAGUGGAGUACCUUUAUGAAGUUAUGUCGCCAGACCAGCUAGAAAUCCCAGCGUAUAUUACAGAAUACGAUAUGACGAUAAACGGGAUGAGGUAUUACCAACCGGACCCAAUCUCCUCGUCACCGUCGACAUCUACGUAACUUUCCGACAAAGAUUGCCAGCCUGCGAAGCACUGGAUCGAAGAAAGUCGAAUCGACUGUUCCGGAUAGUACGGUUUCGUGCGUGUUUCCUCUACGACCAUCUCGAAUGCCCGCUUCCGCAGAAAAGCGCGUGUCCGACACGCGAAACCUUCGGUCGACUAUCAACGAGAUAACUCGUCGAUGAGGAGGGCUCCUCCAAAGCACCAAGGCAUCCGCGUCGCUUCGAAGAAGCUCCUCGCGAUGGAUGGACUGUGAAAUAGGAAAAGAAAAAAAAGAAACGUCGGAUGCUUCGCGUGUUUGUUCGCCAGUCGAUCGUUGAAGAAUCAAGAAACCACUGCCCUUCGUCAUCAGGUGUUUAUUGCUGGAAAAAAUAGCUUCUCCGAUUGGCUUAGAUCUCGCUGAAGUUGAUUUUGGACAAUCUUAGACAGACACCAAAAGAAUGGAAGGAUCUGAGGUGGUUUUAGGGAGGAUUGAAAAUUGUUAUUCGCUGAGAGGUGCGAGUGUCGGCUGCCAAAAACACCAAUAAUCAGUAUUCUCGUCGUUGUUAUGAUAGAGAGGAUAUUUACCCUUGAAUGUUAAUGCUGUUCGUGGAUUCAGAACGAUAAAGACAGGGUCACGAUACGUCGAAUAGAGAAGAGAGUUGACGACAUUAUUGUAGAGUUUCAAAUCAGACGGCUUAAUAUACGAACUGUCGAUCGCUUUCCUUUUAUUUUCUUAUCCGUCGUUGUACAGCGAAAGAGUUUAUUCGAUUGAACGUAUGUAUGUACUGAUAUUUUAUUAUGUCACGUCGUUGAUGAAUAAACGUCGAAUAUUUUCGAUAUACGAUCACACAGAGCUGUAUACGUAAAAUUCUGUGACCCCAUUGGAUUAAAGGAUGAUGCUGGAUGAUAUACAGAUUUAUAAUCAGCCUGUGUAUCGUUCGAUUUGUUAAGAUUACAUGAAAAUGAUCUGUAAAAACAGACAAUUUACCUUCAUCGCCGAUGACGAAUUCAAUUCAGACAGUGGUCUUGAUUCAUUCAUUAAAGAUUAUCAUCUAUUUUUAGUAAAGUCGUUUCGUUAAUUAGACUCGUUUCACAAAUUAGACAAUAUUAAUAAUACAUUAUAUUUCCCAUUUAAUAAAUUUUCAAAUAAUUAUUUAUUUUCAUUUGUAUAUUCAAGAUGAGUGUUGAGGUUCCAUCUUUUAGUGCUAAUGAAUUAAUCACUCGUUAUUGCUUUUUAAUUACAAUUUAAUACCGACAGUCUACUGCCAGAUGGCUAUAAAUACAAUUGUUUCAUUUAGAUUUUAAAUAAUCUGUGAUGCCGUUAAUCGAGUUACAUCGUAACCGUCUAACGUUCUGCUCGUGCCAAUAAAAAAAACACUGCAAUUUUCCAUUUCUGUUUAUUCUACCUUCGUACAAUUAAUAAACCCGAAAGAAUUUCAUCCAAACGAUUCGUCAUCGACGCCCAUUAAUUCCUGAAACGUUCAACAGCUGAAUGCCGAGCUCGUACUCGCGGUUCAAUUCUAGAUUAGAUGAAGCAAUAAAUUUAAGAGCUUUCUCGCGAAUUCGUAUCCAUGGUAUACGUAUAAUUUCGUGGGACAGAAUCGUUAUACUCGUUGUUAAGCAUUUUUAGGCGAUCGAAAUGGCGAAAAGCAACAACUUGUGUCGACAAGACCUGUCUCGAUCAAUCCAUUCCUUCAACAUUUUCUCUCUCGUCGUAUGCUUUCUCGCGUUACAAAUCGAUUGGAUUGAUCGAUGACAGCUUAGUCGAAAAAGAAAAAAAGAAAAUUAUAUAUGUAUCCACGUAAAUUUUCCAUAAGUUUACCUCUGUAUAAUUGGAGUACGCUUGAUCAUUCAGAUACUUUUUCUAUUAAUUUUUAUUACGUUGGUGAUGUUUCGUUAGAAUAGCGUUAGAAUAGAGUUUCAUUGAAGAAAAUAAAACAUUCAUCUUAAAAUCAUUGAAAAAUCGUUUCAUCGAGAGAUGUUCGCUUUAUAUGAAUAAUUAUUUCUCCAUGUCAUCAUCUUUCGUUCGACGAGUGUCUCUUCCCCGAUUUUUCUGUUGAUCAAAUAGCCCGAGUGACUCGUGGAUGAUUGAAAAGCAUCGGAAUUGUAGAGUGUAUCGGCUCGUGGAACAUUUUGCCGUUUUGCGUUUAACGACCUCACUGUCCGUCCCUGAAUCGUUUCUAGUUGAUAGACCGUCGGACGAGACUUCGUUGAUCGUCGUCUAUUUCUCAAACUGAUCUACAUUCUGAGCAAAUAACAUUAGUAUUACAUUAUUAAUAAAAUUUUACUAACACUUUUCAAAUGGUUACAUGUGAAAAUUAAGAAAUUUGAAUAAAAUUAAUAUUUAUUAUAUUAAUAAUGUAAGCUAACAAACUGAAAGUUUCAACCAGAUAAAAUAAAGUGAAAGGGUUGUUGAAAAGAAUGCAGAUUGAUUGAGAGGAAAAUGUUGUAUGGUUCUGACGAUUACACGUUGUUCUUGUCCCGGCUGUGUAAUUAUGUUGAAAAGAGUUGAUCGUAAGAGACGUAAGUGAACGUGUCGUAGGCGAGGCGAGGUUUGUGACAAUAUGUAAUUAUCGCGUGCUUAAACGAGUGACGGCUGAGAUUCUGUCUGAACCCUUUUAAAGUCUUAGUCUGGUCAAGUUGAUUAUGUCAGCCUGAAUGGAGUUAAAAAUCAGGAGAAUUGAAUGAUAGGUUGUUUUAAUUAAAAUUAACUGGACUGAGAGCCAUGGACUAAUAUAAAAUAUUAAGAUUAAUUUUAAUAAUAUCUGGAAUAUUAAUAUUAAUAUUAUUAAUCGAGCGCGACAUAGAUUCGCAAUGUCCAUAUAGAACGUGUUAAUUUUAACUUGUUUUUAGUUUCAGAUCAUGCUACGACUUUAAAAGUGACACUCGUAAGUUAGGCUUUACGCUUAGAAGAUAAUCUUCGGCUUGACAAAAGUAAAUCGAAACCGCUGUUGUUCCCUCGCUUUUAGAGGCCUCAAACCGGAAGCGAUUAAACCGAACGAAGAAGAUGAGCUUGUAAAACUGUGUCGUGUGUGGCGGUAGUUUUUGAACGGUGCUGUUAUUUAUCCUAGAAUCCCGAGAUUCACGUUUAAUUUCCGAACUUUUCUCGUCGCGUACCUUCAUCGUUCAAAACUGUCAUCAUUUUACGCUUUCAAUCGUAAUUUAUUAAACGAACGAUAAGUCGAAGACUUUGGAACGGAAGUCAAUUCUAUAGGAAUAUAUGCAAUUGUGGAAUUAAAACAUCUUUCUUUCUUCAGCCUUGUUUACGAAGAAAUUAGUCUUGGAAAUGAUCGAUAAAUAUUUUAAUACAAUUGGAAAGUACCAUUGUAAUUUAUAAAUAUUCAAUUUCAGUAAAAAGUGAGAAUAAUUAAUUAACCUUGAUAAAUUUCAAAUAAUCAGUUAAAGUAAUUGAAUCUUAAAUUUGUGAAGGUUCAUUUGAAUAUUUAGUUCGCUUUUUCAAUGUAAAUUCAUUGUUCACCUAAAAGUUGUUACUAAAGAUACAUCAAUUCUUGCAUAUUAAUUAGAACAGAACAUCGAACAAAUUUAACAUUAUCACAAAUGAAUUUUAUAUAAACAAAAAUAAGAACAAACUAUACAAAUCCAUCUUAAAGAAUAAGUGCAGCCGAAGUUUCCAUGGAUUUGUACUUAAUCUAUCGCGCGAAUUUAUACGCUCGUUAUAUUCUUUUUUUUUUUUAUAAUAGACAAUUUUUUACCAAGUCGUUCAGCUGACGAGAACGUAAGUUUCGGAAACUACACGUGCAUUGUCGUGUGUAUGUAUACGUACGCAAUUACGGUGUAACGGUUAAUUAAAUUGUAAUUGUUGUCGCGAUUGAUAUAGAUUUUAAUUAAUCGAGGUAUAUUUUUCUCUUGGUGCCGAAAGGCCCGGCCUCUAACAGGUGCACACCUUGCCCCAUCGUCUGUUUUUUUAUAGAUCGAGCAAUAAACGUAUUGUUUCAACCAAAA
This is a messenger RNA of Osmia lignaria (orchard mason bee), 5794 nucleotides long. It is a transcript of the gene Gdap2, whose product is annotated as ganglioside induced differentiation associated protein 2. NCBI's taxonomy places the organism in Eukaryota, Metazoa, Arthropoda, Insecta, Hymenoptera, Megachilidae. The record is from RefSeq and is a predicted model, not a curated record.